AUGUCUUUCUCUGGACGUCGUGUGAGCAUUCUGCGUCCCUCCAAUCGCCGCUUCUCUUUAGGCAAGGAGCUGUCCACAAACGAACUCCAGUCCGAAACCCAUCGCCAAUUCCGAACCGCUCAUGAAGGCCACCGACCCCAUGCCGGUCUUGACGCCUCCCGUGCCUCCACUGGUGUAGUAUGGUGCACCGAGCGUGCCACAGAACACGGCUAUGCAGAAGAUCCCUCCGCCUGGGCCAAUCUCGGUCAGGGCGCCCCCGAGGCCGAUGACGAGAUUGAGGGCAGUUUCCCCCGCCCUGAGAGCAUCCCGAUCACCUCCGCUGCGCGAGAGUACGGGCCGACCGCCGGUAUCAAGCCCCUUCGUGCCGCCGUUGCGCGCCUUUACAACGAACACUACCGCCAGGGCAAGGAGAGCCAGUAUACAUGGGAGAAUGUGUGCAUUGUCCCCGGUGGUCGCGCCGGGUUGAUCCGUAUUGCGGCCAUUCUAGGCAACUCAUACCUUUCGUUCCCUAUCCCUGAUUACUCCGCAUACUCCGAGAUGUUGAGUUUGUUCAAGAACAUUGCUCCUAUUCCGAUGCCGCUUGCCCAAGAGGACCAUUACCACGUCCACCCCGACAAGAUCGCCGAGGAGAUUGCUCGCGGAACCUCUGUUAUUCUCACCUCAAACCCCCGCAACCCGACUGGACACUUCCUGUCCGGCGAGGAAUUGGCGCAGAUACAGGACAUCUGCCGUGACCGCGCCACUCUCAUCCUAGAUGAGUUCUACGGCGGUUACAACUACACCACCGACUGCGACGGAACCACAAUCAGCGGUGCCGCCAACGUCGUCGACGUUAACAAGGACGACGUCCUCCUCAUCGACGGUCUCACGAAACGCUUCCGUCUGCCCGGAUGGCGUAUCGCCUGGGUUGUCGGACCCAAGGAAUUCAUCGACGCCCUGGGCUCCGCAGGCUCAUACCUCGACGGCGGCGCCAACGCCCCCUUCCAAGAAGCCGCAAUCCCCAUGCUCGAGCCUUCGCUCGUGCACACCGAAAUGAAGGCUCUGCAGAGCCACUUCCGCGAGAAGCGCGACUUUGUCCUCAAGCGCCUCCACGAGAUCGGCUUCCGCGUCCAGGAUGUGCCCCAGGCGACAUUUUACAUCUGGCUCGACCUGACCUCCCUCGACCCCCCUCUCCCCAAGGAAGCCAACAUCUCCGACGGUCUGAACUUCUUCAACGCGCUGCUCAGUGAAAAGGUCAUCGUCGUCCCCGGUAUCUUCUUCGACCUCAACCCGGCCAAGAGACGUGAUCUCUUUGACAGUCCCUGUCACCACUUUGUGCGUCUGAGUUAUGGGCCCAAGAUGGAUGUGCUGAAGAAGGGUCUCGAUGGUAUUGAGCGCGUAAUCCGCCGUGCGCGUGGCGAGCACUAUGAACCUGCGCUGGAGGACGAGGUUGCCAUUGAGGAUUAG
Messenger RNA from Aspergillus calidoustus, 1446 nucleotides. NCBI's taxonomy places the organism in Eukaryota, Fungi, Ascomycota, Eurotiomycetes, Eurotiales, Aspergillaceae. The record is from the annotation of a GenBank genome assembly.